GUGUCCUUUGCGGGAUUAGCAAAUAACUGAAUUCAUUAGGAAGACAAGUGCGUUGAUUGCUUCACUUGAUUAUGAAUGAUUACAUGAACAAAACUAACUAAGCACGUUUAUACUCCUGCUGAAUCAGUUUGAUACUUCUGAAAAGGCACCCUGUGUUUGACACUCAUUGCAGUGAGAUGUUGACAGCAUAAAUAGUGGAGUUGAAUCACGUGGUUGGAGAAACUAUUGCUUUGAAAUACAAUGCCCAUUUCAGCUUUGAAUAACAGCACUAUUAGUUUAAUAACAUCGUUUCAAAUAAUAACGUCCGUUUAUAGUGUUGUUAAGGAGUUGGUAGAAAAUUCUUUGGAUGCUAAUGCUAAGAGUGUAGAGGUUAAUCUGUUGGAUAAUGGAUUGUCUUCGAUUGAGGUACGGGAUGAUGGAGAUGGUAUUUCUAAAAGCGAUAUACCACAUAUGGCAUUGUCAUCUUAUACUUCCAAAAUAUCAGAAUUUUGUGAUUUAGAGUCAUUGGAAACCUAUGGAUUUCGUGGAGAAGCUUUACAUGCAUUGUGUCAUGUUGCUGAUGUCAGUAUUAUUACAAAAACACAUAGUGAUGAAGCAGCAAUGUCUUAUACUAUUAAUCAUGAUGGGAAUAUUGUGAACACAGAAUUGUCUCAUCGAUCUACUGGAACAACUGUAAAAGUGAAGCAGUUAUUUAAGAAUUUCCCAGUAAGGAGGCAAGCUAUAUGUAGUACAAGGAAAUCAAAUCAGGAUGUAAAGCUUGUGGAAUUCUUAUUAAAAUGUUAUGGCAUUUGUCAACCUGGAGUCAGAAUAAAUUAUAGGGUAAAUAAUAAUACCAUUUUUAUGAAGCCUAGUCUCUCCAACUCAAAAGAGGCUUUACAACAUAUUCUUGGAAAAAAAGUUGUUUCAAAUUUGGAAUUGCUUGAGAUAAAAAACCCUGAGGUAAAGAUAGAAUUAAUGCUUCCAAAAAGUGAUAUCAACGAUUUAUCACAAAUUUGUCAGAUGGGUCAACAAUAUAUUUUUGUGAAUAACCGACCUGUCAAAUACAAAGAAUUGGAAAAGGUUAUGGGCGACAAGAUAUCUGAGCACUUUGAGGAUAAAAUCCCACCAAAAAAAAAACCUAUAUUUUUUCUAAGUAUCACUGUUCCUCCUUCUGAGUUAGAUGUAAACCUUGAACCAAACAAAACUGCAGUCCUUUUGAAGAAUCAGAAAGAUAUUUUACAAAAUCUAAGUGACAUCAUAAUAAAGUACUAUUGUCUACCACCAUUCUUAGAAAAUACAGAGGAAGGAAGUGUACAUGAUCAAUCAACAGGCUAUAGUGAUUAUACGCAAAGUACUAAGGAAAGAGAACAAGAAAAGGAAUGGCCAGCAUGUAAAAGACGUAGAAUUGAACCGGACAAGACGAUGGUUGUUGACAAUUGUCCUGGAAAAGUCGGAGACGACAGUUCCAACCCAGAAAUUCAAAGGACGAAGAGCAAUAAUAAAAAUGUACAAUGUAACAAUGCGAAAUCGGGUGACAAUGUGACUAGAUUGGCGGAGCUGAAUUUGAGUGAACCGGAUUCAAAUGACGACGAGCAUUUUAGAGCUUUUAAAAUCAAAUCCAAUAUAUCUUUCGAACUAAAGGACUUACAAGUAGAUUCAGAACCUUUUGAAUUUCAUCCAGAUAAAAAAAAAUUCUUAGACAAUGGCAAUGAAGAUGAAACCCUGAGUCAAUUACCAAUAGUUGAUUUGGGUGAUGAUUUUGAUAUUGAAGAGAUUAUAAAUGAAACGACGUCAAACGAUAGAGCAGAUAAUAAUCAACCUUUGACCGACAUUAUAAAUAAAAUGGACAAUGUACGUCCAGCACAAAAAGACAUUUUCUUGGAAAUGUGGAGCAAGGGUCAAGUACUUGGUAUUACAGGAGGAACCAAUGUGAAGAAUUACAACAAUAUAUCCAGUAAGAGUCCAUCGAGUAAUUCGCAAUCUCUGAAUGAUUCGAUAUCGGAUAGCAGCUCUAGUAGAGGAUUCAUAAAGUUUUCCAGAGAGAUCAGACCGCAAAUAAUAAGAGAGAAUCCUGAGAUUACUCUAUCAGACGUAGCUAAACUGUUAAGCAAACGCUGGAAAGAAUUAUCCCCAGAAGAGCGUGGCUAUUACCGGGACUUAGCAGUUGACGAGAAGAAGCGUCAAGAUGCUGAGAAAGCCGAGAAAAAGGAGAAGCACGAUAUAAAGGAGUCUGUAAAGAAUAAGAAAAGACUGAUGCAAAUGUUUGAGAAAAUGAAGACCUUGAAACCAGAAGCUAAGAAAGGAGACAUGAUGAUCCGAACUGCUGUACCAUGGGAUAUGAAUAUAAAUAAAGUGUCCAAAAGUUUUUGUAAUCAAAAAGAAUACAAGAACAGUAGUUCCAUUGUCGGACCUUUGAACUCAAAUAUAUGGGCAGUCCGACUUGGUACACAAAUUUGGGCACUGAAUACAUUAAAACUUAAACAAAAUUUAAACCUAUCUCCAUCCGAUAACCCAGAGUUGAAUGCAGAGCUCCUGGAGAAGCUGCUGAAGAGAUGGCUCACUGAACGCGAGGAUAUGUCUAUAAUGCAUCCAAUUUAUGAGUUCAAAUAAUAUUAGAAUUUAACCAAAUAGUGUAUUCUUCGUGACGGCCUUUAUUUCAGGAUGUCAUUAAUUAUUAAUUAUAAUUUAAGAACGAAAGAUUUCGAUAGACUAUUUGAUAUUCAAAAUUUAACUAUCAUCAUUACAAGGUCACUUCGUUAAAGCAAUGUGUCACAUCUGGUAGUGGAUGAUACUUGCAUUUUCGCUCCCAACCGUGCCAGGCAUUAAAUCCAUGCCUAGGAUAAAUCAUCUCUAGACAGCAUUUACUAUCAUCAGUGAUAUCAUCAUCAAUCAGAUCUAGAAGUAUGUGUAAAUUAAAUCCGGGAUUAUCAAGUUUAA
Molecule: messenger RNA, 2916 nt
Organism: Cephus cinctus (wheat stem sawfly)
Lineage: Eukaryota; Metazoa; Arthropoda; Insecta; Hymenoptera; Cephidae
Product: PMS1 protein homolog 1
Exons: 11
Coding region: 241-2589 (782 amino acids)
Biological process (GO): mismatch repair
Cellular component (GO): MutLalpha complex
Molecular function (GO): ATP binding; mismatched DNA binding; ATP-dependent DNA damage sensor activity
Source: RefSeq, a predicted model, not a curated record